AGACAGCUGUCUACUGUCUAUAAAACGUCAAACCAUAAACAUAACCAAAGUUUAUAAUAAUAAUAAUAAAAUUUAUAUACAAUGAAUUUGAAGGAUAAAUCUAUAGCCGGACCCGGGCCAAAAAUGAACUCGACAAAUUUAUAUGUAACCACGACACAAAUAAUAAUGAAAGCCGAUCCAAAAAAUCCAAAUUCGUGGCAAGAUCUCUAUAGACUGGUACCUUAUUUAAGAAACUCUUUGUGUUGUGUUGUUUGUUCAAAUUUAUUGGUGGAUCCUCAUACGCCGACAAUAGCGCAAUGCCAGCAUCAUGUAUGUAGAAUAUGUAAAGGUGGUAGAAAAAAAAUGAAACCUGCCUGUGAGGGAUGUAAAGACUGCAGAGACUAUUCUGAAAACAAAAGACUUAGGAUAUUAUUACAAUGUUACAAGAAAAUGUGUAUAUCCAUUAUAAAUUCAGCAUUAUUUAAUAGCAUAUCAUUGCAAGCCUCUGAACCUGGUACGGGUUUUGAACGAGGAGCUAGUAACCUAAUUAUAUUGAUAAAAGAAGGAGCCUCCUUCGAGGAUAAUUACAAAAGUAGUGGAGGCUUACCCAAAUCGACUUAUUCAAUACUGCCCUGCAUUUACACCAAUUCUGUAAAUGCUCAAAAUACUCAAGCACCUCAAAAGCCUUCCCAUGUAGAAAAAAAUAUUGUUCUUAAUUCCAGCAUACAAAGUAGAUCAUCUUUUUAUUCUGUCUUAUAUCCAGGCAAUGGGAGCAAAAUUACUUUGAAGAGAAAACCUAAAGAGGGAGUAGGCAGUUCAAAUAAAGUUCCUAUGACAAACAAUAGACAAAAAGAGUUUCCAGAAAAGGGUUUGUUUAAAAAACCAUGUACUGUGAAACCCAAAAAAGGCUGUAGAUGUGGAAAUGCCACUGCCACACCUGGAAAACUUACCUGUUGUGGUCAACGAUGUCCCUGCUAUGUUGACAGUAAACCGUGUAUAGAAUGCAAGUGUAGGGGAUGUAGAAAUCCACACAUCAAAGAUGGACAAAAGGUUAUACCUCAUAUUCCAGAAUUACAAAAACUUCAGAUAAUUCCAACUACAACACAGAAUCCUGUUUUAACAUCAAAUCACAUUCAGGGUGUUAAACUUGAAGACAUGGAUUUAGACACUUCCUUUGCCACAUUUGGAGCCAUGAGUCAGCAUUUUAAAUCAUUUGAAUUUGUAGGUGGGUUUAAUGCCGUGCCAUUAACUUCAGACUUGCUACCUUUAGGAUACAAUGAUGAUGAUGAUCCUGAUAUAAAUGUCAUCUGACCAUUGGUAUUUAGAUUAAGUAAAUCUUAAACUUUCAAAAUCGACCAUUGUGAAAA
Psylliodes chrysocephalus is the source of this 1346-nucleotide messenger RNA. Lineage: Eukaryota; Metazoa; Arthropoda; Insecta; Coleoptera; Chrysomelidae. The record is from the annotation of a GenBank genome assembly.